GCUUGAAUAGGCAGUCUUUCCUUUUCCCCAUCGCCUUUCGCCAAGGGUAGGGGGUGUGCAUAGGCAGAGAGACCCUAUGCUUAAAACUUUCUUUCGUGCAAAAGUCAUACUUCCACUUUUAUUUUAACAACCUUUUAAAUACCACAAGCAACGCAACUUGAUUCACGAUGAUUGACACAGUAACCGGACCCGGAGCGCUGCCUUUCGCAGCUCAGUUAAAGACUUUAACAGAUCUGGAGAGUCGAUACCAGCCCAAACUGAGUGGCUUGCGGCUCAUAGAAAGCGCCCAGGACAAUGGGCUGAGGAUGACCACCAGGCUCCGAGAGCUGGAGGUGAAAGACCUCCUUUCACUGACCAGGUUCUUUGGGUUCAGCUCAGAGACCUUCUCUCUGGCCAUCAGCCUUCUGGAUCGAUUUCUGUCUGUGAUGAAGAUUCAGCCGAAGCACCUGUCCUGUGUGGGCCUGUGCUGCUUCUACAUCGCUGUGAAGUACUCAGAGGAGGAGAAGAACGUGCCUCUGGCCAACGACCUGAUCCGCAUCAGUCAGAAUCGCUUCACCGUAUCUGACAUGAUGCGGAUGGAGAAGAUCAUCAUGGAGAAGCUCUACUGGAAGGUGAAGGCGCCCACAGCCCUGCGGUUCCUUCGCCUCUUUCACGGCCACGUCCAGGAGCAGCUGGAUGCUGAGAGCAAGCAGAUCCUGAGCCUGGAACGACUGGAGGCUCAGCUAAAAGCCUGUCACUGCUCAUUCUUCUUCUCCAAGAUAAAGCCAUCUCUUCUGGCCAUGGCCAUUCUGUGCCUAGAGGCUCAGGAUCAACACGAGCCGGAGCACAGCGACAAAAUAUCCGAGGCACUGAGAAGUAUUCAGCAGCAUCUGAAUAUCAAAGAUGGCGACCUGGCAUGUGUGCGUGAACUGGUGGGAAAAUGUCUGGCCGAGUACGCCACCACCAAGAGCUCUCGACCCACAACCCAGAGACUCCGCUGGACCAUCUCAGGCCGAACAGCCCGCCAGCUGAAGCCCAGCUUCUACAAGAUCGCUCAUCUGCCCACCAUCCCCGAGUCAGCCUGUUAAAUUUGUCUGUCCUAAAUUCCCCUUUACUUCCAAUUCACCCCGACCCCCCAAAAUUGUUUUCUUUAGAGAUCUCCAUCAGUGUUGAUGGGGUUCUCUAAAGAGACGUUUUUCGCUUCCCCACGUAUUAGCCGUGAGCUUUCAAGUGUUUCCUGGAUGAGUUGCUUGCCGAAGUGCACAGUAUGUUCUUGUUUUAAUCCGGUCCAGGGUGUUUGUUAUUCCCUGGACGGGUUGCUAGUUUUAAGCCAAGUAUGGAACCACCUAGGUCCUCAGUCCACCAUGUGGAAGAGGAGGGAGAAGGAUUUUGAGAAUAACAAAUGAAACAAGAAAUCGAGCCCAAAGUCCUUCACUCCCACCCUAGGUUGCUGAACUGUCCUGAAUGCACACUCCUACCCAAGGUGAUGAUUUUAGUUUUGUUUUUGAGAUGGUGAGGGAAAUCUGGUUUACGCCAGUUCAAGUACAAAGAGUCACAAUCGGCUCAGCUCCAGGUGGAACGUCCGCCUGGUUUCAGAUGUUCUGAUUGUUCAUUUGAUGACAGAGUGAAGCGCCACGUGUUUUAUUUGAUGCUUAACUUUUCAAGUGCUGUAACGGUGACGUAGAAAUUUUGGUUUGGAAUUUGUGAAACAUUUUUUCUGCCACUUUUUCUGACUAGACAGGUUUAUUUAGCUGCAAUGGAAAAUUUAAGAUGAUCAUUAAACACAACAUCUGGCUGACCGAUGUACUUGUACCUUUCAAUAAAAGAUUAUUGAAAAGCAA
Molecule: messenger RNA, 1820 nt
Organism: Synchiropus splendidus (mandarinfish)
Lineage: Eukaryota; Metazoa; Chordata; Actinopteri; Syngnathiformes; Callionymidae
Gene: ccng1
Product: cyclin G1
Exons: 6
Coding region: 168-1067 (299 amino acids)
Biological process (GO): mitotic cell cycle phase transition; regulation of cyclin-dependent protein serine/threonine kinase activity
Cellular component (GO): cyclin-dependent protein kinase holoenzyme complex; cytoplasm; nucleus
Molecular function (GO): cyclin-dependent protein serine/threonine kinase regulator activity
Source: RefSeq, a predicted model, not a curated record